Messenger RNA from Catharus ustulatus (Swainson's thrush), 1278 nucleotides. It is a transcript of the gene FBXO2, whose product is annotated as F-box protein 2. The record is from RefSeq and is a predicted model, not a curated record. Gene Ontology annotation, biological process: glycoprotein catabolic process; SCF-dependent proteasomal ubiquitin-dependent protein catabolic process. The transcript is spliced from 6 exons. Bases 128 to 862 code for a protein of 244 amino acids. NCBI's taxonomy places the organism in Eukaryota, Metazoa, Chordata, Aves, Passeriformes, Turdidae. Gene Ontology annotation, molecular function: protein binding; ubiquitin protein ligase activity. Gene Ontology annotation, cellular component: SCF ubiquitin ligase complex; cytoplasm.
CCGGGCCGGGCCGAGCCGAGGCGGGGCUGCGCUCCUUUAUCACCCGAGGCCGGGCCGCUCUUCUGAUACACACGGAUCUUAAGCGGGGUAGAAGCGGCCCAGACAGUUGUGCCAGCCUGCCCCAGGGAUGGAGUCCCUCCCUGAAGCAGUCCUGAUCCGAAUCCUGGCCUCCAUACCUGCGGUGGAGCUGGUGCUCGUGUGCCGCCUGGUCUGCUGCCAGUGGAAGAACCUGGUUGAUGGAGCUGCACUCUGGAUCCUGAAGUGUCAGCAGGAAGGCCUCACCAGAGCAGAGUCAGAUGCAGAGAACUGGCAAAACUUCUACUUCCUGAGUAAGAAAAGAAAGAAUCUCAUCAAGAACCCAUGUGGUGAAGAAGACUUGGAGCACUGGGGAGAGGUAGAGAAUGGAGGUGAUGGCUGGAAAAUUGAAGAGCUUCCAGGGGACUUUGGAAAAGAAUUUCCUAGUGAAGAAGUCCAUAAAUACUUUGUUACAUCUUAUGAGUGGUGUCGAAAGGCUCAGGUCAUUGACCUUAGGGCUGAGGGCUACUGGGAAGAGCUGAUGGAUACAACCCAGCCUAAAAUCACGGUAAGAGACUGGUACGCAGGACGCAGUGAUGCUGGCUGCCUCUAUGAGCUGUGUGUGAAGCUGCUCUCUGAAAAUGAGGAUGUGCUGGCUGAGUACAAAAGUGAGACUGUCACCAUCCCACAGGAUAAUGAUGCCAGCUGGACUGAGGUGAGUUACAGAUCUCCCACACCUUUUCCAGCUAUGGUCCUGGGGUCCGUUUUGUGCGCUUUGAACACGGUGGCCAGGACACGCUGUUCUGGAAGGGUUGGUAUGGGGUCCGUGUCACCAACAGCAGUGUGACAGUGGAGCCAUAGCUGUGCUUCACCAGGAUCUGCAUGCUGGAGCUGACUUCCCUCAGGGCAUCCCCUAGCCUCGGGAUGGUUUCUGCAUGGUGCUGCCCCUGGCUAUAGAGCAUAUGGCCUUUCUGCAUAGCAACAUACGUGCAAGAUGCCAGGAGCCACCACUCAUCCUUCCUCAAGGGGAACUAUGCAAAGAAUGUGAAUGAAUCUGUGAAUGCACAAGACUCAGCCUCACCACUUGCACUGAUGCUCUCUGUCAGACAGGAGAUCACCUAAAAAUCCUGCAGAUCUCCCCUCUUAAGUCUCUAAUCCUCUCAUCAGGUAUCUUUGCCUGCUUCCCUGACUUGGGCACUCCUUAACUUGAAGGGAUACUUGAAGUAUAUUUUCUGAAAGUCAUAGUGGGAAGAAAAAAUAAAG